Saccostrea echinata is the source of this 2239-nucleotide messenger RNA. RefSeq lists its product as uncharacterized. NCBI's taxonomy places the organism in Eukaryota, Metazoa, Mollusca, Bivalvia, Ostreida, Ostreidae. The transcript has 10 exons. Gene Ontology annotation, molecular function: ligand-gated sodium channel activity. Gene Ontology annotation, cellular component: membrane. Gene Ontology annotation, biological process: sodium ion transmembrane transport. Bases 60 to 2216 code for a protein of 718 amino acids. The record is from RefSeq and is a predicted model, not a curated record.
UCAACAGUCUGGAUGAAAGAGCAGUAAUAGUAGGAUAAGGUAUCAGAUCUGAAUGACACAUGGCGGACGAGGAUUCUUACGGGGCCUGGAAGGACAGGUGUGAUAGAUAUUUUACCUCCAUAUCGGAGUCUGAGAGUGUUGGAAAUGGGGAAUGUGAUAAGAGUAAGCAAAAGAAAAAAUGGAAAACGCUUCGUGACGUAACAAGUGAUGACUUCACGAAUUCUACUUCUAAUUUCGAGGUUGUAAAGCACUGGUUUUCUGCUAUAGAUAUCCAUGGACUCAGGUUAGCUGGAACAACAGCAAACGUUUUGGAAUCCAUCAUCUGGAUCAUUGUACCUUGUGUGGCGUUUGGUGGAUUUGUGUUUUUCGUUUAUCUCAAUUUUUCUGUGUAUCUACAGCAACUAUCCAGCUAUCAGAUUGAAUCCCGGUCCGACAGACCGUCCGUUCCGGUAUAUGUAACCGUGUGCAAUAAAAACAAGCUGCGAUUCUCAGUUGUUUCAUCUUCUAGUAGUAGGUUUCGCGACCUGAUUGCUCUUCCAGCUUCUGCACAAAUGUUAAUCCCACCUUCAAACAAAAAAGGAGUCGAAGCAAUCAAGUUCACUCCAUUUUAUUCUUUUGCCCAAACUUUGCUGGACAAAGACAAGCUUGAUAAAUUGGUAGCAGAGGCUGAUGCCGAUUUCCUGCCCUUUUCAUCCAUGUCCUCUCCGAAUGACUGGGAUAACGCAUACAAAGCUAGCCUGAAGUACGGAUUCUGGGUUCUCCAAAGAGCUGCGAGUCCAAGCAAAGACGAAUAUCUAAAAUACGGUCAUCAAACGAAUGAGACUUUAGUUCAAUGUUUGUAUGACAGACGAUCUUGCAAGGAGGUCACUGAAGAGAUUGUUAAGGAGAAUUAUGGACGAUGUUUUACAAUACCCUCUUCUAAUAUAAAACCUCUAGGUGAACUUGAACUAAGACUAAACAUUGAGUCGGAUGAGUAUAUUGAUGUAUUGAGUCCAGACCGAGGCGCCAUUAUAUUCCUCCACACACAGAAAAAUGACGUCACAGAAGGAUCACGAUAUUCAGUGGCCCCUGGAUCACAUUACGUCAUUGACCUGCAAAAUGUGAUUGUCAGAACAAAACAGGAAGGAUGUACAAAUAUGCGGCAAUACAACAAGCAGAAAUGCAUUUCUGGCUGUAUCGACAAUUUGUCCCAAAUCUACUGUGAAUGUCGACAGUCUUUUGAAAUGAACAGCACACAGAAAUGCCGUCUUAACGUGCAGUUUGAAUUCCUGUGUUAUUCGGUUCUCUCAUAUCUGGCCUCAGAUGGAAAGUUGCCAUGCUCAUGUCCCAGUCCAUGCAGCACUACGCUUGUAGAAUCUCGAGAUAUGUCCCUGCCCUGGCCAUCUGAGGGGAAUCUAAAGCAUGAACAAAACUACUUACAAACUCAGGGAUUAGUCAGGACUGCCAGUCAAAUAAGAUCUUCUAUGGUGAAGGUAUCAAUUGACAUGCGGAAUGCAAGAGAAACAAGAAUAACAGAGAGCUACUCAUCUUCUUUGCUUCAGCUGCUUGCAAACAUUGGAGGCGUGUCCUCUUUAUUGAUAGGAGUCUCAAUCGUCUCCAUUCUUGAGGUCACAUGGCUUUUCUUCCGAGCCUGUAUCAUAGGAUGUGUGGACUACUGUAAGAGAAAACAGAGCCAGGAGGAGAACAUUGAGAAGCUGUCCGAUUCCGACAUCACUUCUGUCACAUGGGCAGCUUAUAAAGAUCGUCUGAGAUACGAAGCUCAGAUCAAGGAUGAGACUAUUGGCUGUAAAGGUCUCUGGUCCCAGGAACCAAUCAGAAGGAAUAGUGGCAGACGACAGGCUCUACAGCCAAUCCCAGAAGAGACAAAAUCUCCAAAAAUGCACAAUAUAAAAAUUUCAACACCAAAUCAAGGCUUGUAUACAAAGUACACUCCAUAUAACAGAUACCCAAGUCAACCAAGCUUCUUCAACAGCGUCAAAAAGGGAGAUCAAGUUACAGGAAACGAAUUUCCUUUGUUCCAUUCGCUGGAUCAGAACAAUGGGCCUAGUUCCAUGUCUGAAAACAAGGAGAAUCUUGGAGCAUCUUACCUUUCACACAAGGACUUAAAUGUCAGGAAUAACCCAGAGAGAGGGAGAACCAUGAAGCCAGCUGAUGCUAUUCAAAUGUACGGACCAUCAGCAAGGAAGUAUUUCAUUAGUGAACCAUUCAAGGUGUAGAAUGUAUUGGUAAUGCAUUAUAA